Molecule: messenger RNA, 2139 nt
Organism: Salvia miltiorrhiza (redroot sage)
Lineage: Eukaryota; Viridiplantae; Streptophyta; Magnoliopsida; Lamiales; Lamiaceae
Exons: 3
Coding region: 445-2139 (564 amino acids)
Source: RefSeq, a predicted model, not a curated record
CACAAGCCUCCACGGAAUGGUAUAUUCAAUCGAUUCUUCAAUGGUGUAUCCACGAAGGUGCAUGUGUUGCGCAAGAGAUUCAAUGAGAAGAGCCUUGGCAAGGAUGUGGAAGACUAUUUGAAGGCUGCCAAUCUUUUGGUGUACUAUCUAUUCCUCCUAUGUCGGGAUAAUCCAGUGAUCGAGGAUUGGGCAUGGACAUUAGUUGAGGAUUUUGAGCGUUGGGAUGCCUUUCCAUGGGGCUCAUACACGUAUGGCGCAUUGUCUUACUACAUAGACACUGUUGGGAUUGCCCCGGACCAAGCUGAAAAAGAUUACCACUUUUAUGGUCCGGUUUGGGCCUUACAAAUUUGGUCGUACGAGGCCGUUCCAGAUUUGGGAAGCCAAUGUGGCUUUCGAGAGCGCGAGGAGAUAUUGCCUCGUUGUUUGAGAUGGAGCACUCGACAGAUGAGGAAGAUUGAUUUUGCAACUUUUUUAGAGAAGCGGCGGCCGGUAUAUCCUGUGUUGGAAGCUACAUCUAGUGAGUUAGAUGAGUACUAUAUGAUGAGCUUCGACAAUGGGGAUAUGUUUGAUGUUCGUUUCGAGGCUCCUGUACGCGUUGCCUCAAGAUAUGAGACAACAUUGAAGGCGCCUGUACAGAAAGCACGACGCGGGACGAAGCGCCCCCGACAGAGCACUCCACUUCUCACUCCAACAGAGGGGGGAGAGAGAGCUAGAGUGUGUUGUGUGCACGGACGGCCUUGCCCAGACAACGAAGGGGGCACUGACAGGGGGCAUGAUAUCGAGGACAGAUUGAGGGCAGUUAUCGAUGAUAGAUUGAGGGCAGUUUUGACUGAUGAUUCUGAUACAGGCUUUCUUGCUGUAUUGAGAGCAGUUAUCGAUGACAGAUUGAGGGCAGUUUCCGGCCGGAGGCGUUCUAGGAGUCCUCCACUCUUCCGGGAAGAGGAUGUUAUCUCCCACCACUCUCAGAGUCGCUCCCGCCAGCCACAGCCUCAGCAUGUCGCUGCCGAUGAGGCCUUUUCUUUGCAGCCUCAGCACGUCCCCACCGAGGUCGGUACUUCUUUGCAGCCUCAGCAUGCCCCCACCGAGGAGGCUAUUGUUUUUCAGCCUCAGGACAUACCCAUCGAGGAGGUUACUGCUUUUCAGCCUCAGCACAUACCCACCGAGACCAGUGCUUCUUGGGAGCCUCAGCACGUCCCCAACGAGGCCGGUACUCCUUUGCAGCCCCAGCAUGCCCCCGCCGAUGAGGCUAUUGUUUUUCAGCCUCAGGACAUACCCAUCGAGGAGGUUACUGCUUUUCAGCCUCAGCACAUACCCACCGAGACCAGUGCUUCUUGGGAGCCUCAGCACGUCCCCAACGAGGCCGGUACUCCUUUGCAGCCCCAGCAUGCCCCCGCCGAUGAGGCUAUUGUUUUUCAGCCUCAGGACAUACCCACCGAGGAGGUUACUGCUUUUCAGCCUCAGGACAUACCCACCGAGACCAGUGCUUCUUGGGAGCCUCAGCACGUCCCCAACGAGGCCGGUACUCCUUUGCAGCCCCAGCAUGCCCCCGCCGAUGAGGCUACUGCUUUGCAACAGUUUACCAACCUCUUCAAGUCUGUGGUACCUGUGUCGCACUCUCCUAUCAAGGGAGCCUCUUACCAGACCUAUAUCCCAUAUGAUAAGGUUUGUACCUUACAUUCUCCUGACAAGGCCAAGAAAGCGUCUAAGCCACAUGAUAAGGUACAAACAUCUGAGCCUAGUGUUGAUUUGGAUGAUCUCGAGGAGUUUGGGGAGGAUGAGGAUGAGGACACGGGCGAUAAGAGUUUGGGGCCUCGAGAGCGUAGACCGUCUGCUGCUAUUCGGACUCCUUUUAAGGGUCAAAGUCCGUCUACUGCUGAGGUAUUGAGGACUCAGUACAGAAAAUUCAGAAUUAGUGGACCUAAUUCCAUUGCAGUUGUGACUGCGACAGAAGCUCCUUUAAAUCAAGAGUUCUUCGAUGAUCUUGAGAAUACCGACAUGGACUUCACCCAAGAUGUCAUAGACCAAUACGUGCUUUUUAUUCGCACACGUCUUGGGAUAGCCAAAGAAAAAAGCAUGUCUACUACUUUAGUCAUCGGCACUGAUUUUUAUGUAAGUUUUACUAUGAUCCUUCAUUUGUGA